Molecule: messenger RNA, 2443 nt
Organism: Bicyclus anynana (squinting bush brown)
Lineage: Eukaryota; Metazoa; Arthropoda; Insecta; Lepidoptera; Nymphalidae
Product: probable cytochrome P450 6a13
Exons: 2
Coding region: 360-1838 (492 amino acids)
Molecular function (GO): iron ion binding; monooxygenase activity; oxidoreductase activity, acting on paired donors, with incorporation or reduction of molecular oxygen
Source: RefSeq, a predicted model, not a curated record
AUAUCUUAAUACUCUCUCGCAAUGUUCUUAGGGUCCAUUCUUAUCAAAAUGUGAAAAAACGCCCUUAGAGUCAGCACGCAGGGUAUAUGCAAGUCACGGACUUUAUACGUCAACAUAUACGACCUUGAAGCUACGCGUAGAGCUUAUCUUGACGCUCACCAGCGAUACUGUUCGUAACUUCAUACUUCAUUCGAUUUCUGACCGUCACCGCCGCUAGCGCCGCUCACAUGAACUCGACCGCGCGCGCGUGCCGCUUUGUUUACCAUAUAAAACGCCGGGAAUAAUUAACUAUAGUGCAGAGUUCGAACGUAUUUUAAUUUAUAUUUAUAUAUGUAGAAGUUUUCUAAUAAUAAGUGAAAAUGUGUGUUACUGUCAUAUUAUUAGUGGCAUUACUUUCGUUAGUGCUCUUACUCACAAUUUUCCACUAUUCAACAAAGGGAAGGAGGUACUGGUAUUACAAGAAAGUGCCUUACAGAGAACCAUGUCCUAUAUUCGGCAAUUUCGGUGCAACGCUGACGAUGCGUCAAAGUUACACGAAGACACUUCAAUUUUUUUACGAUAAAUAUCGCAACGAGAAAUAUGUUGGCAUUUUUCAAGCAAGAAGGCCGGCUCUAUUGUUAAUUGAUGUAGAUAUUGUAAAAGCAGUGCUAUCGAAUAAUUUUAGCAGUUUCAGUGAUCGCUUAUCCGUUUCGACUGACACCCAGCGGGAGCCACUUUUACGAAACCUGGCUAACAUGAGCGGUUCUGAAUGGCAAGAGAUGCGACGCAUUGUGACACCGACAUUUUCUUCAGCUAAAAUGAAAGCUAUGUUUUCUUUGAUAGCCGACUGUGCAAAUACGCUAAAAACUGUUCUUCUCAAAGAAUCUGAAGAUGAUGUUGAAGUUCCACAACUAAUGUGCCGAUUCACCACUGAUAUUAUAGGCAGCUGUGCAUUUGGAGUCGACCCGGGGUCUUUAAAUAAUAAACAGUCACCGUUUUUAGUAAUGUCCCAAAAAAUGUUCAAAGCCGACCGCGCUACAAUAUUGAAACGGUAUUGUCGUGCAUUUUGUCCACCACUGUUCAGGCUCCUGAAUCUUAGAACAUACUCGUUGAACGUUGAAGUUUUCUUUACUGAUAUCAUCAAUCAAGUGCUAACAGAGCGGCGAGCUACUGGCAACGUGCGAAGUGAUUUCCUGCAGCUCAUGUUAAAUGUGCAGAAGUCAGAAUCAGGAUUUCCUAUGACAGAUGAAUUAAUAACAUCUAAUUCCUUUAUAUUUAUGCUAGCCGGGCUCGAAACAUCUUCGACAACGCUAUCGUUCUCUUUAUACCAAUUAGCCAAAGACGCUGAUCUGCAAAGCAGAUUGAGGGCUGAAAUAAAAGAAUGUUUGGAACGUAAUAAUGGUUUAAACUAUGAAGCUGUAUGUGCAAUGCGAUUAGUAGCCCAAACGUAUUUGGAAACUCUUCGGUUACAUCCUCCGACGCCUUUGACCUCACGCCUGUGCACAGCACCUUGUACACUUCCCGGCACUGAUCUGAAGCUGAAAGCUCGGGAAGCGGUUAUUAUACCUAUUCACUGCAUCCAAAAAGAUGCAGAGCAUUUCCCAGAACCAGAGAAAUUUGAUCCAGAUAGAUUUAAAGACGAUUUGAAUCCAAGGGGAUUUCUUGCCUUCGGAGAUGGACCAAGGAGUUGCCCAGGAGCCCGAUACGCUCAGUUGAUGGUCGUGGCCGGUCUCGCCACUAUAUUAGACAAUUUUAUCGUGGAACCAUGCUCUAGGACCACGCCAACCAUACAGUACGAUACAAGAAGCGUGAUGCUUAAAAACAAAGGAAGCAUUUGGCUUAGAUUUAGGCCUCUAUAAAUGAUUACGUAGUUUAAGCAACUUAUCCUAUUGGUGGUCUCAUUGAUAGUUUGACACUGCUAUGACUGUUUGAAGAUUUUAUUUAUAUCUCCUGUUAUGUUAGUAGCAUCUACGCUUUAGUAUUUCAGUAUUGUAGCCUAUCGAAUGUUUGUUGGAAUAGUGUAAUCUUAUCUCGCAUUUUUCAAAUAAUUGGUUUAGUUUAUGAUUUAAUCAAGUGAUAGUAAUCCAAUGUAAUAUUAAUAAUAGGUUUUAUGUAGAUAUGUAUGUUUAUCGGUUACGUGUUUGUUUUGUUGAAGAUUCUCAUAGAAAUAUAAUACAAUGUAAAUAAUAUAAUGUCAAAUGAACUUUUAAUUGAAUGUGUGUACGUCGAUAUGAUUCUACAUAUAAGUUCACUUAAAACUGAUGUAAUUAUAAUUUUGGGACUGAAAAUGUACCUUAACCAUAUUAAUUUUAGUUACAAAUCUAUGUGUAGAAAUAUUUAUGAUGGUAUUUGCAUACGUUUAAAUUAAUUUACAAAUACGUAUGUCGUAUGAGUAAGUUUGUUGUACCUAUAUGAAAAUUAAAAAGAUAUCACAAAAAUAACUCGCUCAAGUUUCACACUUGAA